AGAAAGGGAAGGAGAGCACUUUGAUUCUUUGGACACGAGAAAAGGUGGAACAGUGCUAGUAGCAGUAGUUAAAUAGUGGCAAUAAUUGUUUGGUGGUAGCUUUUUGGGAAUCCCGGCGCCACUGUUUCCAUCUCCUAGCGCUGAAUUCCAAGAGAUCUCAUCACAUCUCUCUCUCUCUGUUCUGGCGAUCACGGCAGUAGCAGGCGGCAGCAAUUCCUCGUCGUCGUCUCGUCUCCCUUGGGUGGUGGUGGUGCAAGUUGCGGUGGAAUCGGCACACGGCUUUGGCUUUUUGGGCAGAUAUAGGCAGCGCAGAGAGGGGGAGGGGGAGGUGAGGGAAGGGCAGAGGAGCUUCUUUCUUCCUCUUCCUGCUGCUUGGCUGUUGCGUUUGGGAAGGCGGGGCCGCCGCUUUUCUGGGACUGUCCCCUGCCUUCCCAUUGGCCUGCGCAAAGGUGGACGGCACCAUUUAAAGGAGGCGGGGAUCGAGCCAAAGGAGGGAAGCUAGCGCCACCACCUCAGUGUUGCACUGCACGGCCGCGUCGCACUCCUACUCGCUGCCGCCGCCGCCGCUGCUUCAGAGGCACGCGAAGAAUUUGCGCCGCCGCUCUGUUCUGCCUCUGCCUCUGCCUCUAGCGGGUGCUUCACGCCGCGGUUAGCGGCGAGGGGGAACGGACGGGCGGAAAGAUCGCGCCUGGGACAGGAAGUGCAGCCUUCUAAAAUCUGGUUGUUACUGUUAAAGAGAUAUAUUUGCUAAAGUUUUAAAAUCACCAUCUUAAUUUGGAUGGCACCCUUGGUUACUUUGGUGAGUUUAUGGAGUUCUAGAUGCCGAACUCACCUGCGCUUCAUCAAAAUGGAAGUGUAACUCGUGCUAGAAAGUUCCCUCGUUGAAAAAGAAAGUUUCAAGGGGGGCAACAACGUCAAGCAUUCUUCCUAAGCUUGAUUAUGCGUUUUUGAGGCUGAAGUGAGAGCAAAGAAUUUCUGGCAUGCAGAUGUCAACAAAUCCUAACCACUAUACGGCAUUUCCACAUUCAUUCUGCAACCAACAUGUGGUCUCAUUCCAGACAAGCACAAUUACCAAUGGCUCAGGAACCAUACCAGUUUGCCCAGCCACUUCGGGAGGGAUGAACGGCAAUCUGACAAUGCUGAACGCUACACCUUCAACUAUUGUUUCAACUGCUUCACCAAAUAUGCUUGCUGAUAACCAGAGCCUCAAGUAUGCAGCACCGAUGGCCGUGGAUUGGUCAUAUCCUGAGUUACAACUGCUGAACGAUGGCCUCCUUAAAUAUGCAAAUGAACCGGGAAUCAUGAAGUAUAUCAAGAUAGCAGCUAUGUUACCAGAGAAGACAGUAAGGGAUGUAGCCAUGAGAUGCCAAUGGAUGGCGAAAAAGGAAAGAGCUCCAAGACGAAAGAAGAGUGAUGAACAUUCUCUUGGAAAAAAGACAAAAGAUCGAAAGGAUAAAAUGGUGGAGUCCUCAUGGGCUACCAAUCAACAUGUUCGGACAACAGAUGUUAUAAGUUCUUCCGAUGUGGCAUGUAAUAAUGUUCAUGAUAAUCAAUUUCAGUCUGGAGCCUCUGAAAUCGAUCGUGCGAUGCUUAAUGUAUUGGAAGAAAACGCUCAGCUUCUCAAAAAAAUAGGAGAAAAUAUUAUGACAUCACAGGCUCAUAACAAUAUCGAUCUAUUCCAUCACGCAAGAAGGAACAUCAUUGAUCUUCUACAAAGCAUGAGCCAAAUGCCUGGGAUAAUGAGCGAAAUGCCCCCAUUGCCAGUUUCAAUGGAUGACAGGCUAGCUAAUUACAUACUCCCUGCGGUCAAUUUGGCACAAGUUUUUGGCAGCAGCCAUUUCAGGAGUUAGGAGGAUGGUAAGCCAUAGUCAAACAAGUUAGCUGCUAAAUUUCAGCAGUAGUUUGAUGAUGAUGUUUGGAGAGCCAUUAGCUUCGAUGUGUGCAUGGAAAUUGGAGAAGCAGAGACGAAACAUUGAUCUUGCUUUUCCUGUGCCUGAAAGCUUAAGGAAAGAAAAUGCAACUCGAAUGGCCUUCAAAUAAAGCAGUCGAGCGUGCCUUCUAUCGAAGUCCGCAAGCUAUAUAUAUAUAUUAUAGUAGUGAUCAAAAUAGGGAGAGUUUUUCGGCAACUGCAGUUUUACUCAUCUUGUUGCACAUAUUGAUUCUUUUUGGUUUCCCCUGAUGUCUUGCUCCAGACCAAGUGGCCAUCUUAACAAGAGGUGUAGCAUAGAAAUUUGAUAUGAAUAAUUAGCUGGAAAAGCCUUUUUGUUAGUAAUACAAGGUAAUCUGUCUGUGUGUAGUGCAAGUGCUUACUCUGGGAUCUCUCUCCACUCUAUGUGCCAAGUAUGAGUUCUUUUACUAUCUUUCAAAUGAAAAGAAACAUUGAGGUAUCACAUUUUGUUGUGUAAAAUCAUGGUAAUAUGUAUUUUUAUGAUCAUUGAAAACUACUCGGAGGUAUUAUAUUUUAAGUGUAAAAUUUUUGUAU
Molecule: messenger RNA, 2482 nt
Organism: Oryza brachyantha (malo sina)
Lineage: Eukaryota; Viridiplantae; Streptophyta; Magnoliopsida; Poales; Poaceae
Exons: 9
Coding region: 981-1850 (289 amino acids)
Source: RefSeq, a predicted model, not a curated record